AGGAUAAGAUAAAAAAAAAUUCCAUUGAAGCGGAGGCGCAGGAGGGGGGAAGGGGGAAAAGGUUUGCCGCAGAACCCACCCCAAGCCAUGGCUUUCUCUCUCCUCCCUCCUCUCUCUCUCUCCACCCUCUUUUCUUCUCCUCCCACUGCCUCUCCCUCCCCGAUAUUAUCGACCCCACUUUUCUCGCUCCCCUUCCCGCAACCCUUCAAUACCCACCACCAUCUCGCUACUUCAAACAAUUCGACGCUCUCCUCACCCUCCGUGCCUAUUGGCCAUGUUCCUCAUUUUUCUAGGCUCUCAUUUUCUUUUUCCAGCUUCAAUUACCGAAACGACGAUGACCAAUUUGGCGAACAAUCCGAUGGCGAAGAAGAGGAGGACGGCGACGGCGAUAUGGACACAUUAGAACACCACGAAGGUAGUAAGAGGGUUGAUAUGGAGGAAGGAAUUAGCUCUUCUGGUUUGCCUGAGAGAUGGGACGUUUUGGGUCUUGGCCAAGCUAUGGUAGAUUUCUCUGGGAUAGUUGAUGAGAGAUUUUUGGACAGUUUGGGUUUAGAGAAGGGUACAAGAAAGCUUGUGAAUCAUGAAGAGAGGGGUAGAGUACUGCGGGCAAUGGAUGGUUGCAGCUAUAAGGCUGCGGCUGGUGGAUCUCUUUCUAACAGCCUCGUGGCCUUGGCUAGGCUUGGUGCUCACCCCGUUGGCUCUCCUCCUCUGAAUGUAGCUAUGGCUGGUAGUGUUGGCAGCGAUCCACUUGGUAGCUUUUACAGGUCAAAACUGCGUCGGGCAAAUGUGAAUUUUCUUUCUCCUCCAGUAAAGAAUGGGACAACAGGGACCGUUAUAGUUCUCACCACACCAGAUGCCCAGCGUACCAUGCUUGCAUAUCAGGGUACAUCUUCCACUGUUACCUACGAUCCUUGCUUGGCUAGCUUAGUUUCCAAAACCAAUAUAUUAGUUGUUGAAGGGUACUUAUUCGAACUUCCUGACACAAUUAGAACAAUUACAAAAGCAUGCGAGGAUGCCCACAGAAAUAAUGCUUUGGUUGCUAUUACAGCGUCAGAUGUCUCCUGCAUCGAGAGACACUAUGAUGAUUUCUGGGAAAUCAUGGGAAACUACGCUGACAUAGUGUUUGCUAACAGCAAUGAAGCGAGAGCCUUCUGUCAUUUCUCCUCAAAUGACAGCGCUCUUUCAGCUACCAGGUACAUGAGCCAUUUUGUUCCCUUUGUCUCAGUUACAGAUGGGCCAAGAGGCUCUUACAUUGGAGUUAAAGGGGAAGCCGUCUAUAUCCCUCCUUCGCCGUGUGCGCCAGUUGACACUUGUGGUGCCGGGGAUGCUUACGCGUCUGGCAUUCUAUACGGUAUAUUGCGGGGUGUGUCAAAUGUUAAAGGUAUGGGCGCAUUAGCAUCUAGGGUUGCAUCCGUCGUCGUUGGACAGCAGGGCACCCGACUUCGGGUCCAAGCUGCUGCCGAGCUGGCAGAAUCAUUUUCAUUCCAGUUCAAGAGUUCCGAUGUUCGGUCGGAUGUGGGUUCAGAUCAGAUUUCUAGCUUGUAGCAUGCUGGAAUAGGUUGCGAUGUCAAUUCCGGCAAUUGUUGUAUUAGACUUAGUUUUUCUUUUCUUUUCUUUUUUUCUUUGCUUUGUAACUCUGUACAUUUCAUUCAUUGUAAAUUUAUGCUGAAAAGCUUCCCAUAAAGGGUUACAGGCUUAUUUGUUGUCUGUUGUCAUGAUAAAUUGGCAUUGUUAUGCAAAAUUACAAAUUUUAUA
Molecule: messenger RNA, 1755 nt
Organism: Rhododendron vialii
Lineage: Eukaryota; Viridiplantae; Streptophyta; Magnoliopsida; Ericales; Ericaceae
Exons: 5
Coding region: 88-1545 (485 amino acids)
Molecular function (GO): kinase activity
Source: RefSeq, a predicted model, not a curated record